AUGAGCCCUGAAGUCCCCCAAUCUACCGGCUCCAGCCCGGACACCCCCCUCAUCAAGACAGAAGUCUUGAUCGUUGGGUCGGGCCCCAUUGGUGCUGUUUUUGCUCGCACCCUUGUCGACAAAAAAAAGAAGGUCCUGAUGAUUGACAUCGGAGAGCAGGAGACGAGACGCGUGGGUGACCACAAGAAGAACAGUAUGGCUGUCCAGAAGGACAUCAGUCUGUUUACCAAUACUGUCAAGGGAGAAUUGAACCUGCUCUCCGUCCCGACCAACACUACCGAUGUUGUCCUGGAGCCAUCAUCGUGGGCCCCCAAGGCGGACCAGCUCGCGUUCAUCAAGAAUGGUCAAAACCCAGAGCAAAAGCCCUUUGAAAACCUACCGGCGGCGGCUGCAUCCCGCGUUGUCGGUGGCAUGGGCUCCCACUGGACCUGCUGUACUCCACGUGAAAAUCCCAUUGAGAGAUCAGAUCUCUUCAGUAACGAGGAGUGGGAUGGCCUGUACGACAGGGCAGAGAAGUUGUUUGAUACAACCGAGACCGCCUUCGACAGGUCCAUUCGUCAGCAACUUGUCAAGAAGACCCUCGAGAAGUCUUUUGAGGGCCGUGAGAUGAGAAGCAUGCCUCUGGCUUGCAAGAGAAGCGAGAAGAACCAGAACUACGUCGAGUGGUCCGCGACCGCCACCAUUCUGGGAGACCUUUCGGACCCCAAGAACCAGAACCCCCUGUUCGAAAUCAAGCCCAACACCCAGUGCCUUGGGCUUGCUCUUGGACCAACCAAACAGGUCGAGAUGGCCGUCGUCAGGGACAUCUUGACAGACAAACAGUACUACAUCAAGGCCAAGAAGUACAUCAUCUGUGCCGGUGCCGUGCUUACCCCCGGGAUCCUGUUCAACUCUUCUGAAUUUGGAAACUAUGAUCUGGCGGACUCGCUCCCAGCACUAGGCCGCUACAUGACUGAGCAGCCCAUGGCAUUCUGUCAAGUUGUUCUCAACAGAAACCUUGUGGACAGCGUCGAGAAGGAUCCCUACCAUCUUGGCUGGGACAAGUAUGUCAAGAUUCACCGAAAGAGACAUCCCAACGACCCACUUCCCUUCCCAUUCAACGACCCUGAUCCUCAGUGCUAUUUCCCUUUGUCUGAAAAGUAUCCCUGGCACACCCAGAUUCACCGCGACGCCUUUGGUUAUGGCCAAGUUCCCCCUACUGUUGACCAGCGUCUCAUCGUCGAUUUGCGCUGGUUCACCUACAUGGAACCAAAGGAGAGCAACUAUGUCGAGUUCUCCAAGACUUACCAAGAUCAGUUUAGAAUGCCACAGCCUACCUUUCACUUCUCCCUGGAUCAAGCCGCCCUGGACCGUUGCCAGGGUAUGAUCACUGAUAUGGUUGAUGUGGCAAGGAAGCUCGGAGGCUUCCUCCCCGGGGCUGAGCCGAAGUAUCUCGCUCCGGGUUCCGCUCUCCACAUUUGCGGCACCUAUCGCGCUGGCGAGAGCGACGAGGACAGUGUAGUUGACCGGUUUGGAAAGGUCUGGCACCAGGAUAACCUCGUCCUUGGUGGCUGCGGUGUUAUCCCCACCGCGAAUGCCUGCAACCCGACCCUCACGGCUGCUUGUUUCGCUCUAGCCGCUGCGGACAAGAUCGUGGAAGAACUUGGGGCUGCACAGUAA
Molecule: messenger RNA, 1659 nt
Organism: Fusarium keratoplasticum
Lineage: Eukaryota; Fungi; Ascomycota; Sordariomycetes; Hypocreales; Nectriaceae
Product: Pyranose 2-oxidase
Exons: 7
Coding region: 1-1659 (552 amino acids)
Molecular function (GO): pyranose oxidase activity; flavin adenine dinucleotide binding
Source: RefSeq, a predicted model, not a curated record